AUGAUCGGGAUCUUACUGAGUGGUAUUUCAGUGAAUGGGCAGAUGAUCACUACAUCAUGCACACCCUCCAUGAUCUCUAGCGUCACUCCAUGUCUAAAUUUUAUAACAGGGAGUAGCAGCAAUGGGUCUUCUUCUCCAUCUUCAAGCUGUUGCAGCUCAUUAAGCACUCUCUUGACAACUGGUAGGGACUGUACUUGUCUCAUUAUCACUGCCAAUGUCCCUCUUCAGCUUCCCAUUAAUAGAACCCUGGCUCUCUCUCUCCCCCAAGCUUGUAAUAUGGGAUCUCUGCCAUUGCAGUGCCAAGCCUCUGCAACUCCUCUACCAGCACCAGGUACCACAAUUGUUUUGACAUUUUGCUAACAAUCCCUAGAACCUUGUUCUAGGUUACUCAAAUUUAUCAAACUAGAACCCUAGAUUUCGAGCACUACCACCUAUCCUUAUC
Messenger RNA from Carica papaya (papaya), 442 nucleotides. Lineage: Eukaryota; Viridiplantae; Streptophyta; Magnoliopsida; Brassicales; Caricaceae. The record is from RefSeq and is a predicted model, not a curated record.